Bipolaris zeicola 26-R-13 is the source of this 387-nucleotide messenger RNA. RefSeq lists its product as uncharacterized. The record is from RefSeq and is a predicted model, not a curated record. The transcript has a single exon. NCBI's taxonomy places the organism in Eukaryota, Fungi, Ascomycota, Dothideomycetes, Pleosporales, Pleosporaceae. The coding region runs from base 1 to 387 and encodes 128 amino acids.
AUGGGCUUCCACAUCUCCUCCGAUAACGGAACCGGGUUCAGGGCUGAAGACACCGCCGCCGCGGAGAGUGAGGGAUGUCAUGGAGCAACUGGAAGACGGGCUGGACGGCAGUUGGAUACUGGGUUGGCUGCAGGAGCCAAUCGAGGAAGACCCAGGACUUUGGAUACCAAAGGAUUGGGCGUCAUGCUUGGGACCAGAGCACGGCGCGUAACCUCUCGAAUCCGGAUGUUGGCAGGACAGCAGUUGGAUACUGGGUUGGCUGCAGGAGCCAAUCGAGGAAGACCCAGGACUUUGGAUACCAAAGGUUUGAGCGUCAUGCUUGGGACCAGAGCACGGCGCGUAGCCUCUCGGAUCCGGAUGUUGGCAGCGAGGAGCGUGAAAGACUAG